Messenger RNA from Manihot esculenta (cassava), 2473 nucleotides. Its product is annotated as CRAL-TRIO domain-containing protein YKL091C. The record is from RefSeq and is a predicted model, not a curated record. NCBI's taxonomy places the organism in Eukaryota, Viridiplantae, Streptophyta, Magnoliopsida, Malpighiales, Euphorbiaceae. The transcript has 6 exons. The coding region runs from base 1597 to 2274 and encodes 225 amino acids.
GUCGGGCUUCAGAGGAGAUUUGGGGUGGAUUUUUCUAAUGAUUCGAAAUUGGAAUCGACCACCUCAGGUGAGGCUGCUGCUGCGUGUCUUGUUUGAAGCCAGAUCUUGAAAAUGGUAACGAGGAUCAUGAUAUUAGUUAGGUUUUGAUUCAUGAAUAGAUUAUAAAUAAAUGAAUUUUAUUAUAAGUAAAUAAAUAAAAUCUAUUUUAUUGUAUUUUGGAUCCAUAACAAAUUGAAUUUAAUUUAAAAAUUUUCUUAUUUAUUAAUGCAUAUCGAGUGUGGACUAGCUGCUUGUAAAAUAUUAGUAUAAUUUAUAUGAACAGCUUAACACUACCCAUAAAUGUGCUGGAAUUAUAUUUAUAUCAAGUAUAAUAUAUUAUAUAGUUUUCCAAUUGCGGACAAUUCUUCUCAAAAUCAUUCCUAUACUUUAUUAUUAUUAUUAUUUUCUCAAUAACGUUCCAAUAGUUCCAGUUUAGAUAGAUCCAUAGCUGCGUCAGGCCUCAUUUUUUGACCAGCGUUUUAUAUUAUUUUUUUAUCACGUACAUUGUUUAUGAACUCUUUAGUCACUGGCUUGUCUUUAUGUCAUCACCUUAUCGAUUUACUUAGCGCCAGUCAACAACUAUAUUUGGAUAUACACGAAAAAUGUUAAUGAAUAUUUUUGUUUUGUUUUAUUUUUUCUAAAUUUCUUCGAACUUAUACAUACAAUUGCAUACUGAUAUACGAGUAUAUAAAGGUAUAGUCUAAUGUACAUGUACGUAUAAGUGAAACUACAGUAAGUCGAUAACGUCAUCCCGAAAUAAUUAGAGGAAAUCAAAUCACGUUAGAAUCCCAUGCAUGUGGAAAGUUGAAAAAAGUACUAAUGUUUAAUGCUGAAGAGAUAAAAAAAUCGAAUGACAUAUAGAGGAGACAGAUAUGCAAAUUAAAGGUGGAGCAUACUAUAAGCUGUUUCUUUGGGUUCAAGUUGCUUAAAAAAGCUCCUGGGAUCUGUGGGAAAUCAGAAUAUGAUUGAAUAACAAGUCCAUUAUUUAAUGCUUGAACCCCUAUAUAUAUAUAAACAACUAGAACCCGUACACCGGCUAUGGCGUCAAGAAGUGUUAACUUCUUGGUAGGUUCUUUUUUAUUAUUAUUAUUAUUUUUUAAUAAUUUUUUUCCUCCUUACAUUUGAAGGUGACUCAUCAUAUGUUAUUAAAUUGAAAAUUUUUGCGAAAUAUGCGUCAGCAUGUCGCAAAUUUCUCAUCUUAACGUGGUGCUGCUUUGGUGCUUCCGCAACAAAUCUUAGACCAAUCUUGCCGUCACCGCUCAAUUUGUCUCUGAUUUAACCAUUUUCCAUGAAUAAAGUGACCAAUUCUGUAAUUUUCUGAGCAUUCGUCCAUUUUGUCAACUCAUACUCUCUUAUUCAAUUCCAAGUUUUGAACUCGUAGACAAGCGACCCAUUUGAGGCAGGGUCAACAGCUCUCUCUUUCUCUCUGUUGAUAUAAAUUUGAACCCAGACAAUCGCCAUAGUUAUCCAUAUUGUCCCAAAUGGAGAGAACCCGGGAAAUUGCACUGAUCCAGAUGAGGAAAUCAGUGGAGAAGCUUGGCUCUUGCACCCAGAUGUAUGCGUUUGGAUUUGCAGAAGUAUGGGGACCCAACGUUAAUGAGAUUCUUGAUUGCAAGAUCAAUGGACCCAGAAAAGGCAGCUAAGAUGUUUGUUCAGUGGCAAAAAUGGAGGGCUGCAUUUGUUCCAAAUGGGUUUAUCCCAGAAUCUGAAGUUCAUGAUGAAUUAGAAACAAGAAAGGUAUAUUUGCAAGGCUUAUCGAAGGAGGGAAAUCCAGUGUUGAUUGGGAAAUUAAACAAGCACUUUCCAUCAAAGGAUCUUCUCCAGUUCAAGAAGUUCGUCGUUCAUCUGCUAGACAAAGCAAUUGCAAGUGGAUUCAAAGGAAGAGAAAUAGGAAAUGAGAAGUUAGUUGCUGUUCUUGAUCUGCAACACGUAACCUAUAAGAAUGUUGAUGUGCGUGCAUUUAUCGCUGGAUUUCAAGUAUUGCAGGGUUACUAUCCAGAGCGAUUGGCGAAGCUUUUCAUUUUGAAUAUGCCAAGAUUCUUCGUCAGUGUUUGGAAGAUGAUUUCUCGAUUUCUCGACAAAGCAACACUGGAAAAGAUUGUAAUUGUCAGCAAAGAAGAAGAAAGAAGAAACCUUAUUAAGGAAAUUGGUGAAGAUACCUUACCAGAAGAGUACGGUGGUCGAUCAAAUCUUGUAGCUCUCCAAGAUGUUAUAUUGCCCUUGUUGGAAGAUUGAUCCUAAAAUAGGUAAAAAGGAGAGGCUGCUAUAAAUAGUGAAAUUUUUUAUCUACUCAUUUAAUAAGCUCCAUAACCGUAGGUAAUAUUCACCCUUUUCAUAACCUUUCCUAAUAAGCUAAAUAAUAAAAUACUGCUCACUGUAACCUUCGUGAAGUACUUGAACUUGAAAUCUUUUAAUAAACUUUUCGAUUUCUGAA